CUAGAAGAAGACGUGCUGCAGUGUUGCUGAUUGAUGAGCUGAGCUCUCCGACUCUACUAAUCAUCUUUCCAUUCAGAUAUUUCUCCCAGGGUUUUACCUCCACACUUCCAUCUGCUCAAGCUCAAGAUGGAGGAAAGGAAGGUGAUGAUCUUCGGUGCAGUAUGAGAGCAGCCAGGAGGUUGGAGGGAACGUAUAGCUGACUGAGAACUGCUCCAAUAUGAGUGGUGUCCUGUAAGCAAGUUCUCUCCUGCUGUCCGACUUGGAUGAAGCCAGACGAGAUAAAAUGUGAGACUCUGGUACCCACAGGAAGCUCCAGUAGUCAGCAGAGGUCAUCUGGUCCUUUCCUCAUGAAUGCAUCUCAGAGAGAAGUACAGAAAGAAAUUCACUGCUCACAGUGUGGGAAGAGUUUUAGACAAAAGAGUAAUCUCCUGCAACACCAGCGCAUUCACACGGGAGAGAAGCCGUAUCAGUGCUCGCAGUGUGGGACGAGUUUCAAUCAGAAGAGUCACCUCAAACGACACCAGCGCAUCCACACAGGAGAGAAGCCGUACCAGUGCUCGCAGUGUGAGAAGAGUUUUAUAGAGAGCGGCCAUCUCAUAAAACACCUCCGUAUUCACACAGGAGAGAAGCCGUAUCACUGCUCGGACUGCGGCAAGAGUUUUACACAGUGGAGUAAUCUCCAGCAGCACCUGCGCAUUCACACAGGAGAUAAUCUGUACUACUGCUUAGAGUGCGGGAAGAGUUUUAGACAAAAGACUGCUCUGCAAGUUCACCAGCGCAUUCACACAGGAGAGAAGCCCUAUUACUGUUCUCGAUGUGGCAAGAGCUUUACGAGGCAGAGUAGUUUCCAGCGACACGAACGAAUUCACACUGGAGAGAAGCCGUAUCAGUGUUCGCAGUGUGGGAAGAGUUUUAGUGACCAGAGUAAUCUCCGAGAACACGAGCGAAUUCACACCGGAGAGAAGCCGUAUCACUGCUCGCAGUGUGGGAAGAGCUUCACUGGACAGAGUAGUUUCCAGCGGCACGAACGCAUUCACACCGGAGAGAAACCGUAUCAAUGCACACAGUGUAGGAAGAGUUUUAGUGACCAGAGUAAUCUCCGAAAACACCAGAGCGUUCACUCAGGAGAGAAGCCGCUUCAGUGCUCAGAGUCUGGGAAGAGUUUUAGUAACCAGAGAAAUUUUCAGCAACACAAACAAAUUCACACAACUGAUAAUGAUAACGACAUGAAAUUGAGUGGCGUCCUGUCAUCUUCUGCUCUCCUCUUUCCUACAUGUUAUAUAUUUUCCUCUGCAAGAACAUUAAAAGAUCCAGUUAGGAUGAAGUCAGACAAGGUCAAAUGUGAGAAUCUGGAACCCACGGAGAGCUCCAGUAGUCCCCAGAUGUCAUCUGGUACUUUCCUCAGCAGCACCUCUCGAAGACAAGUGAAAAAACUUGCUCAUCAGUGCUCACAGUGUUUUAAGAGUUUCAGUCAGAUCAGUACGCUUAAAGAGCACCAGCGGAUUCACACGGGAGAGAAGCCGUAUCAGUGCUCGCAGUGCGGGAAGAGUUUCAGUCAGAAGAGUAAUCUCAGAAAACAUCAGAGUAUUCACGCUGGAGAGAAGCCGUUUCACUGCGCGCUGUGCGGGAAGAAUUUUACCAGCCAGAGUAAUCUCCAGAGACACCAGCGCAUUCACACAGGAGAGAAGCCGUACCAGUGUUUACAGUGUGAGAAGAGUUUUAUAGAGAGCGGUAGUCUCAUAAAACACCAGCGCAUUCACACCGGAGAGAAGCCGUAUCACUGCUCACUGUGUGCGAGGAGUUUUACUAGUCAGAGUAAUCUCCAGCAGCACCUGCGCAUUCACACCGGAGAUAAACCGUAUUACUGCUUAGAGUGUGGGAAGCGGUUUAGACAAGGAACAGGUCUCCAAAUCCACCAGCGCAUUCACACAGGAGAUAAACCUUAUUACUGUUUAGAGUGUGGGAAGAGUUUUACUCAGGGAACUGCUCUCCAGAUCCACCAGCGCAUCCACACGGGGCAGAAGCCCUAUCACUGCACAGAGUGUGCCAAGAGUUUUACUAGCCAGAGUAAUCUCCAGCGACACCAGCGCGUUCACACCGGAGAGAAGCCGUAUCGGUGCUCGGACUGUGGGAUGAGUUUUACACAAAGGUGUAAUCUCCAGCAGCAUGAGUACAUUCACACCGGAGAUAAACCGUACCACUGCUCAGAGUGCGGGAAGAGCUUUAAUCGAGAGGACACUCUCCAGUUACACCAACGCAUUCACACUGGAGAGAAACCGUAUCACUGCUCACAGUGUGGGAAGAGCUUUAGUAACCAGAGUAAUCUCCGAAAGCACCUCCGCAUUCACACGAGAGAAAAGCCGUAUCAGUGCUCGGAGUGUGGGAAGAGUUUUAGUAAGCAGAGAAAUUUUCAGCAGCACAAGCACAUUCACACAGCUGGGAAUAAGGACACGCUCAUGAAAAGCAGUGGGAAUUGACUCGUUAUGUCUAAAGGAGUAUUUUGUGUCAAAUGGAAUCUUUUGAACCACUUUAUAAAUUCUGGUGGAAUGUUUUGCGUAGUCCUUUCUGUGUACUAUACGACCAGUGGCAGUUUUUAAAGU
Molecule: messenger RNA, 2600 nt
Organism: Pangasianodon hypophthalmus (striped catfish)
Lineage: Eukaryota; Metazoa; Chordata; Actinopteri; Siluriformes; Pangasiidae
Product: zinc finger protein 850-like
Exons: 4
Coding region: 264-2477 (737 amino acids)
Cellular component (GO): nucleus
Source: RefSeq, a predicted model, not a curated record